Camelus dromedarius (Arabian camel) is the source of this 3816-nucleotide messenger RNA. It is a transcript of the gene SLC1A1, whose product is annotated as solute carrier family 1 member 1. The record is from RefSeq and is a predicted model, not a curated record. The coding region runs from base 305 to 1879 and encodes 524 amino acids. The transcript is spliced from 12 exons. NCBI's taxonomy places the organism in Eukaryota, Metazoa, Chordata, Mammalia, Artiodactyla, Camelidae. Gene Ontology annotation, molecular function: glutamate:sodium symporter activity; L-cysteine transmembrane transporter activity; L-glutamate transmembrane transporter activity. Gene Ontology annotation, biological process: L-glutamate transmembrane transport. Gene Ontology annotation, cellular component: plasma membrane.
AGGAGUCGGGCGCGCCCGCCACGCACAGCCACAGAGCUAGCGCGGGAGGCAGGCGCGGCGCGCGGUCUCAGGUGGCGGUAGCGGCGGUGACAGCAGCGGCGGUGACAGCAGCAGCGGCGACAGCGGCGGUUGCAGCAGCCAGCGCACACCCUCUCCCCAGCGCGGCCGCAUCCCUCCUCCACUGCGCCGCGGAGCCUCCCGCGGUCCCCGGGUACCCCGGCCCCCGCGCGCGCGCGCGCGCGCGGCCGAACCCCACGCACAAUAGCGGCCGCCUCUGCUGUGGUUCCGAGCUCCGACGUCAGCCAUGGGGAAGCCGGCGAGGAAGGGAUGCGACUGGAAGAGAUUCCUGAGGAAUAACUGGCUGCUGCUCUCCACCGUUGCCGCGGUGGUGUUAGGGAUUGCCACAGGAGUCUUGGUUCGAGAAUACAGCAAGCUCUCUAACCUGGAGAAAUUCUACUUUUCAUUUCCUGGAGAGAUUCUAAUGAGAAUGCUGAAACUCGUCAUUUUACCAUUAAUUAUAUCCAGCAUGAUUACAGGUGUUGCUGCACUGGAUUCCAACAUAUCUGGAAAAAUUGGUCUGCGUGCUGUCGUGUAUUACUUCUGUACCACUGUCAUUGCUGUAAUUCUAGGUAUUGUGCUGGUGGUGAGCAUCAAGCCUGGUGUCACCCAGAAAGUAGGCGAAAUUGACCGGACAGGCAGCACCCCUGAAGUCAGUACAGUGGAUGCCAUGUUAGACCUGAUCAGAAAUAUGUUCCCUGAGAACCUUGUCCAAGCCUGUUUUCAGCAGUACAAAACCACACGUGAGGAAGUGCCUCGUCCCAGUGAGCCAGGGACAAAUGAGACGGAAGCGUCCGUCACAGCCUUCGUGACCAGUGCUGUUCCCAAGAACGAAACAAAGGACUACAAAGUCGUAGGCAUGUAUUCAGAUGGCAUAAAUGUUCUGGGCUUGAUUGUCUUUUGCCUCGUCUUUGGACUUGUCAUUGGAAAAAUGGGAGAAAGGGGACAGAUUCUGGUGGAUUUCUUCAAUGCACUGAGUGAUGCAACCAUGAAAAUCGUUCAAAUCAUUAUGUGUUACAUGCCAGUCGGUAUUUUGUUCCUGAUUGCCGGCAAGAUCAUAGAAGUUGAAGACUGGGAAAUAUUCCGCAAGCUGGGCCUUUACAUGGCCACCGUCAUCAGUGGGCUUGCAAUCCACUCCAUUGUAAUUCUCCCACUGAUAUAUUUUAUAAUCGUACGAAAGAACCCUUUCCAAUUUGCCAUGGGAAUGGCCCAGGCACUCCUGACAGCUCUCAUGAUCUCCUCCAGUUCAGCAACACUGCCUGUCACUUUCCGCUGUGCUGAAGAGAGGAACCGGGUGGACAAGAGGAUCACUCGAUUUGUGUUACCUGUUGGUGCUACAAUCAACAUGGAUGGGACCGCACUCUACGAAGCAGUGGCAGCUGUGUUCAUUGCACAGCUGAAUGACUUGGACAUGGGCAUUGGGCAGAUCAUCACUAUCAGUGUCACGGCCACAGCCGCCAGCAUCGGAGCAGCUGGUGUGCCCCAGGCUGGCCUGGUGACCAUGGUGAUUGUGCUGAGUGCCGUGGGCCUGCCUGCUGAGGAUGUCACCCUGAUCAUCGCUGUCGACUGGCUCCUGGACCGGUUCAGGACCAUGGUGAACGUCCUUGGUGAUGCGUUCGGGACCGGGAUCGUGGAGAAGCUCUCUAAGAAGGAGCUGGAGCAGAUGGACGUUUCAUCUGAAGUCAACAUCGUGAACCCCUUUGCCUUGGAAUCCGCAACACUCGACAAUGAAGAUUCAGACACCAAGAAGUCCUACAUCAACGGAGGCUUUGCCGUUGACAAGUCCGACACUAUCUCGUUCACUCAGACCUCACAGUUCUAGGGCUCCUGGCUUCAGAAGACUGGAAAUGGUGAAGGACAGCUCCAGGAGAGCCAUCUCUUUGCAAAGUCAAACAUUAAAUAAGGAAAAGAAAAACACUAAUGGCCAAUUGUACAUUUGAUUUGAUAGACAGACUUCCGGAUUAUUUUCUAUAUUGGAUUCACAGCUUUUGCUCUCUGGGUUCUGGGAUUUGGGGGUGGGGUAAGAGGAGAGGAAAUUGAUUAAAAGGAAAGCUGUAUUAUCUGGAAUUUUUAAAUUCUAUAAGAGGCAGAGGUUGGAAAUAUUUAAAUUUGUAACUGUUGGAAUUAGGUAAUAGAUAUCGAAGAGAAACUGCUUUCUCAUGCACAGACCAAUGUUUUGGGUUUUUAAAAAAUAUUCUGUCACUGACUACAAAUUUCUACUCAGGCUUUCUUUUGGCAUGGAUUUCCUUUGACCUUCACAUUUUUAUAAAGAUUAUAAUGCAUAUAAACAACUCCCCUCACCUUGCCCAGUUAACGUGCCAAAUUAACCAUUUUGAACUCAUGUCCAGCCAGGUUCAAAGAAACUAUUUUGAAAGAAACAGACCAGCACAGUUCUGCACUAACAGUUUUAAGAUGGGUGUGGGAGAAGGGUUCUUUUUUUUCCAAUGUACUGUAUUGGGACACUGGUGACCGUUAGCCCAGUGUUCAGUAUAGAGCUAGGUAUACAUAUAUGUAUAUAUUUAUUAUUUUCAUAUAACUUGACAGAGAUCAUAACUGAACCGUCAAUGUGAAAUAAAGAGCUCUCCUUGUACUUGAAUAAUAACUGCGAUUUCAGUCCAAAUCUGCUUUGGGGCUUAUCAGAACUCCCCUGUUAGGAGCACCAGAUGAGAAAUCAUGUCGUUUGAUCGUUUCACAUCCGUGUAUUAGCCCCAAGGCAGAGAUGUAUUCUGUUGAUACUCUGAGGUGGCAUAGCCAUUCUUUUCUAACCUUCAGAUUCUACUGCUGGGAGAAAAUCCGUAUCAGCUCUGUGUAAGAUUAUAUAGAAGGGUGUCACUCACAUAAGGCUGACUGUUUUUAUCCAACUGGAAGGCUUCAUUCUUCCAAGGUCAAUUAUACCCACUGAAAAUUGACAGUACUUUGCCCUUUUGUACCCAUCAGGGCCCAAACAACAGUGGCGAGCUACCAGCUAAAUUGUAUUUUAGUAUGGGUUUGAUGGGUUAAACAUGCCACACUGUCCCUACCCUGGAUUCUUGCAGAGUAAAUCCUAUGACAUGAGACAUUGGUAUCAAUGGUUCAGGGAAAUUCUUCCAUUAUAUGAAACUUACCUCUUCCUCCAGGGAGGGUUGUUCUAACUAACUAGUAGUCUAGUAAUCUUGGCCCCUGCUCAUUAAAAUCCAUUGCCUGUCAUUCUCCUGCUCAUUUGUGAAGAUAGCAUAUUAAAGUCUGUGCUUUGGCUCACAUCUUGUAAAUAAUGCUUAACAUAAACUUGUAUAUAUACCAAGAUCCAAAAUAGUCCUAUUUCUGCAGCAUUGACUAGCCAAUUUAAGCCUGUGCUUUUAUAUUUAAGAAACCAGAAACUGUGCCAAAGAUCACAGAAUAGUAAAUAAAUGCUCAGUAUUGAUGACAACUUGCACCUGAAAUCUACAAGAGAAUUGAUACCAAAUGGUCAUGUAAACAUAAAAUUCUGACCAGUGAUUCAAUGUGAAUUUUAAAAUGAAAAUACUGGUGGUGUUUAUAGGAAGUAAUUCUAAAUAUAAAUACUGUUGAAUCAGUGAUUUAUCGUGGGCUGAAUGGUUCUACCCCCUUGGCAGGCUGCUCCGAUUUGAGGCACUGGAGUUGGCAGAGCUGUUCGUGAACUGCAGGUCAUCCUCAUUUUGAAGUGAGUUUGUAACCAGCCUCUUAAUACACUGUGCUGUUAACUCAUAAACGAGAACAAUGUUCCAUUCUGAAUAAACAUUUCCGUCAUUCUUUCUUCCCCUC